Molecule: messenger RNA, 2607 nt
Organism: Scatophagus argus
Lineage: Eukaryota; Metazoa; Chordata; Actinopteri; Scatophagidae
Exons: 14
Coding region: 30-1943 (637 amino acids)
Source: RefSeq, a predicted model, not a curated record
UGUUGGAGGUCAAGCAGAUCAGGAGGAGGAUGAGUGCAGGAGUCCAGCACUCAAUGUGUUUCCUCGGCCUUCCCGACCUGAAGAAGCUGUGCUGCAUCACUGUGACUCUGCAGGAGGAGGAUGAGGAGCUGAGGAGCAGACAGAUGAAGACCUGCAGAGAGCUGGUGCUGCUGUACUCUGAUAUCCUGGCCUCUCCAGCCCUGGACUCCUUCUGUGAGAUCACGGUGGUCAUGGCUAUCCCGUUUUUCCACAGAGGAAUCCUUCAGGCCUUUGGACAGAGACGCAGUCUGCAGCUGGGCUCUCCUCAGUGUGUGUUUCCAGGUGUCCUCCAGUGUUGUCUGUCCUACUCUCUGAUCACCAGACUGGCUCCCAGUUGGAAUAAAGCUGGACUCUACCUCGUCACUGGAAGAGACUUUCUGAGCGAGAGCGGGAGGCUCGGCGCCGUCAGCUUGGAGCUGAGCACCUGUGAGGGCCACCUGUGCAUCAGCACUGAAGGCAGCACAGUCAGACUCCCCCCAGCAACACUGGAGGACUUUGACCUCCCUCCCUUAGUGCUGAGGAGGUUCUGCAGUGAACCUGACGCCGUCCUCGACCCCUCCUCCACCGGAGGAGCCGUUUGGUGUCAUGUCCUGCCCAGAGAGAUUAGCAUGAAGAAAGGUCAGAUCAUCUCCAUCAGCCAUAAGCUGCCACGAGACGGACCAUUCAAAACCUACAGAGACCUGCAGAACCACUGGAACUGUCUGUAUGGCUACAGACUCCCAGAGCUUCCAGAGGAGGACGUGGUCUACUGCAGCGUCUUCUUCAGACUGCUGGGACAGAGACUCUUCACCUACCCUCUGAGCUGCAUCCGCCUGCAGCCGGUGCAGCGCUGCCCCCGGGUCGACCAACAGGGGGCGCUGGGCUCCUUCCUGUCCGACAUCAGGCACAGGCUACAGAGUGUGUGUGGCUUCCCCGCCCGUCUGACUGUCAGACCCUGUUACCACACAAUCAGUGUGGACAGUGCUGCAGCAGGGCAGGUGUGGAGCGGUGAGGAGGUCAACCUGCCCACCUGCUCCUCCUCCUCAAUCAGGCCAGCACUCACCCAGCUCCCUCCUCCUCCUCCACCUCCUCCUUCUCCACCCAGACCUUUGAAGUUUCCUUUUGGGUCACAGCCUCCAGCCCUGGCCCCUCUGUGCCAGCAGGAGGGAGCCCAGGGGCUUCUGGGUAACAGAUGUGGAUUUAGGAAGAGUGUCAUACAGAGUCAGGAGAGUGGAGGAGACUGGCCUUCCUCUGUCCUCUCCCCUCUUCCUCCACCAGGUCAAACCCCAGCGGUCCUCGCACCCAAACUGGUUCCCAUCUUCAGGAACAAGAGUCCAUCGCGCCACAUCAACGUUGCCCUCCUGCGGGUCCAGAAACAGAAGGAGCAGCUGAGUGGAGGGGAGGAGAAAAGGGGGCGGGUGACGUUACCUUCCUUUAGGACGAAGACUCGGGCUGCAUCUGUCCCAGGUCGUCCUCCGCCAGCCAUUCCUCAUUGCAACCACCACCCCAAACCUCGGAGCGGCGCUGCUCCUCAGGCAACGUCUAAACCCGGGAUCAUCCCCAAACCUCAGAAGCUGGAAAGCAAGUUUAAAUCCACGUCCAGCCCCAAAACCAACAUGAAGCGAAGCUCUGAGAGCCAAACUGCUGCUAACUCCAGCAGCGAAGUUCAGGAACAAGCAUCAGCUGCAUCACCUCUGCCGUCAUCUGAAAUUCCCGACAAAGUUUCCUCCGUCCGCAGCGGAGGGGGAAUCGUGCUCAAGUCAAAGCCAAACAAAUCCAGAUCUGCAGUCAGACGCGUUGAAGUGGAGGAAAUAGCCAGAAGCAACCAGUUAUCCAGGCUGAAAGGAAGAGGAGCACUCGUCAGCGCCAAAAACAGGAAGGAGGAGCUCAUUCUGAAGGUCAUGGGCUGUGUGGCCGAGGCCUGAGCACACACACACACGCACACACACACACCAUACCUACUUAAUGACUUUCUCUGGAGCAUUAACGUUGCUCCUCAUUCAAGAAUUUGGUGUUGAAUCGGGCCGUGUGAACCAGAAUGCAGCUGGAACAUCUCAUCCUAUCUCAGAGAGACGCUGAAGUUUUGCCAGAAUUAUAUUGUCGUGUCAGAUAAGGUCGCAAAGUGAUAAAGUGAAGUUGAGGCUGGUGGACGUGUUCCUCACUCGUCUCCUGUUGGUUUUAUGACCUUAUGUGAGUUCUGGGUUUUGAUGUUUGCUGCCCUUUGCAGCUGACGUUUAGCUUUUGCUUUAACCGUCUGUCAUGGAUUGGACAAAACGUUCUGUUGUUCUGGUGCUGGUUUGGGUUCUCGUUUGUCUUCCUGUGUGGUUUUUAAAAAACAAACAACCUGUGAACAGAGUUAUCUACCUGUCGGAAGUACACGCAUUCAGUAAGUCACAGGUGUGUGGGAUCUGACUGUUCAUAAAAAUAUUCUGUACUCUGUAUUCUCCAGCCUGUACUAGUACAUUUAAACAGUAUUUGUACACAGUCUGCGUACUUGUUUUUCAAGCUGUGUGUAAAAAAUUGUUUUCAGAAACUGCAGUUUGUAUUUUUCUUUCACUGAAUUCUGAAUACAGUUGUUCUUUCAUUCCA